This is a messenger RNA of Aureobasidium vineae, 1668 nucleotides long. NCBI's taxonomy places the organism in Eukaryota, Fungi, Ascomycota, Dothideomycetes, Dothideales, Saccotheciaceae. The record is from the annotation of a GenBank genome assembly.
AUGGCGCCAACUGAGUAUCCCUACGAUCUAGGCACCCAUCAUACGACUGUCGCCACCUCGAGUAACUCUGCCCAAAGAUGGUUUGACCGCGGCUUGAUUUGGACUUUCGCCUUCAACCACGAAGAAGCCAUCACAUGCUUCCAAUGCGCCGUCGAGGAAGAUGCCGACUGUGCUAUGGCAUAUUGGGGUCUCGCAUAUGCUUCUGGCCCGAAUUACAACAAGCCCUGGGAGUUUUUCGACGACGAUGAUUUUAUCGCAAGCGUCAGAAAGGCGAACACUGCGGCUGUCGAAGCGCGAGAAAGAGGNAAAUCUGCCUCAUUGCUCGAGCAAGCUCUCAUCGAGACGCUACAAUCGCGCUACCCGUCCGAUCUGUCUCGAAGGUAUGACCAAGAUGACUUCGGAUCAUGGAAUCAGGCGUAUGCCCAUGCCAUGAGAAAGGUGUAUGUGCAAUUCCCUGACAAUCUCGACGUCGUGACAUUGUUUGCCGACGCUCUGAUGAAUGUCACACCGUGGGCGUUGUGGGACCUAAAGACUGGUGAGCCCGCUUUAGGUGCUCAUACAACAGAAGCAAAGGACGUGUUGGAUCGUGUACUGGUUGGACCUGCCUCCGACCGGCAUCCUGGACUCUUGCACAUGUACAUUCAUUUAAUGGAGAUGUCGAGCACUCCAGAACUAGCCUUGCCAAAGGCCAACCUCCUUCGCGGCCUCGUCCCAGAUGCUGGCCAUUUGCAUCACAUGCCUACGCAUCUGGACAUUCUAUGCGGUGACUACGAGUCUGCUGCCGUUUGGAACCUGGAAGCUAUCAAGGCGGAUGAGAAGUUCUUAGGUCGAGCUGGUCCAGUCAACUUCUACACACUCUAUCGGUCGCACAACUAUCACUUUCGUAUCUACGCUGCAAUGUUCGCUGGACAAUCAAAGAUUGCCUUGGAAAGUGCUGUCGAUCUUGAAGCGUCUUUGCCCGAGACCUUGCUCCGAGUCGCAUCUCCNCCAAUGGCUGAUUGGCUCGAAGGAUUUUUGUCUGUACGUGUACACGUGUUGAUCCGCUUCGGGAUGUGGGAGAAGAUUCUGGCUCUAGAUCUCCCAGCCGACGAGAAGCUGUUUUGUGUCACUACAGCUUUCAUACUCUAUGGACGAGGAAUUGCUUUUGCCGCCACCGGUCAAGUCAAAGCCGCUAGAGAUGCGCUGCAGGAGUUCGAAGCAGCUCUCAAUAAGGUGCCGGUAUCACGUAUGCUCUUCAACAACAGAUGUGUCGACAUACUCCAAGUAGCCAGAUUAAUGUUGUACGGAGAAGUCGAAUACCGCGACCGCAACCCUGACAAGGCUUUCGAGUACUUGAAGAAAGCUGUCGAACUUGACGACACCUUACCAUAUGAUGAACCAUGCGGAUGGAUGCAGCCCACCAGGCAUGCACUUGGUGCUUUGUUGCUCGAGCAAGGCAAGAUAGAACAAGCCGAGAAGGUGUUCAAGGCUGAUCUUGGUUUGGACAACACUCUCCCUCGUGCCUUACAGCAUCCGAAAAACGUUUGGUCUUUGCAUGGGUAUCAUGAAUGUCUUGUCAAACUCGGAAAGGUCGAAGGAGCAAGAGAAAUCGAAGGUCAACUAGCAACGGCAGUGGCAAAGGCAGAUGUACCAAUCAAGUCUUCUUGCUUUUGUCGCAAUGGACGAUGA